AUGCACUGUCGACAGUGUCGUAAAUGUCUAAAUAGAAGUGAAGGUAUAAAAUGUGACGAAUGUGAGUCAGUGUAUCACAUUCAAUGUACUGGUAACAAAAUGAAAGAUUUAAAAUUGGAAAGUGGUGAUAAAGGUUAUCGUUGGAUAUGUGCAAGAUGUAAAACUCCUGCAAGCAAGACAUCUGUUGAACUUUCCGAUCCACAAGCUUUACUUAAUUCCAUCAAUGCAAUAACUGAUAAAUUUGAAUUAAUUAACAAAAUACAAUUACCGAAAUUGAAUAAUGAUUUGUUACAUUUAAAAUGUGUAACUGAACGUAUUUCAAAACAAAAUGAUGAAAUACUUGCAAAAAUAAAAAUGUUAAAUAUUAGAAGAAGUAAAGAUCCUGUGCGCAGUAGCCCAGGAAGUCAUGUAAGGCGGAGAAAUUUAAACAUCUCGCCACGAUCAAAUUUUAUGGAGGAAAAAACUCCAAUUUUGGGUGCUGAAAAAAGCGCAACCUACAGAACUCGAAGACGAUCUUACUCUUUGUUGAAAAUGUUCCUCCAAUUUAACAGAAAAUUAAAUCAUAGAAGAAUUCAUAGAAGCAAC
Messenger RNA from Brenthis ino (lesser marbled fritillary), 585 nucleotides. NCBI's taxonomy places the organism in Eukaryota, Metazoa, Arthropoda, Insecta, Lepidoptera, Nymphalidae. The record is from the annotation of a GenBank genome assembly.